Messenger RNA from Zootoca vivipara (common lizard), 4403 nucleotides. Its product is annotated as melanoregulin. NCBI's taxonomy places the organism in Eukaryota, Metazoa, Chordata, Lepidosauria, Squamata, Lacertidae. Gene Ontology annotation, biological process: melanosome transport. The record is from RefSeq and is a predicted model, not a curated record. Gene Ontology annotation, cellular component: melanosome.
GAGGGCAAGAUGCACAACAAAGGAAGAAGAGCUAUGGGGCACCACUGGUUCUUAGCAUAUGCCGCCAGAAGCAGUCACCUUACUCUGCCUAAUGACAGGACCAGCCCUGCUAGGCUCAAACAACCUACUUGGCGAUUAAGAAGCUCUUUGGGUGCAAGCCACUGUCUUGCCCACUGUAACGACACUUGCAAAGUAGCUGUGAGGAUAAACUGAGAUGGCUCCAUUUAUGCUACCCUGAGCUGCUUGGAGGAAGGGCUGGUUGCAAAAAGAAUAGACUGCAGAAUUUCUCCCAGUGGAUAACCACAGCAAGGCCUGGGUUCUGUUCUGCCUUUCUGUGCCUCUAAUCCUUUGGCUUCAUGUGGUUCCACAGUGCCUCGCAACUCAUCUAAUCCUGUGGUCUUUCUUGAAGAUUUGAAAAACAAACCUACUUUUCAUUCCAUAUAAACACAGAGGCAACAUACAAUACACUAUUUCACACUCUGCAGUUUGUUUUAAAGGCCUUAAGCUAUGGCGGAAGGGGGAGAAUCUCACAUGAUCACUGCUUAUGAUGUGCAGAUGAUAUUUAAAGAGAAUUCAUAGAACUCCUUUGCCUUCCCAAGUGGAAUUCCUUUACUACUUGGACUUGGAUCUACCCUAUCUAUUUUCUCUCCAUCUUCUAUUUUAUCGCGUUUCAAUAUGCUGGUCUCCAGCCUGUCUUAGCAUUUAUUAUACUUUGAGAGAGAGAGAGGGAGAGAGAUGAAUUUCUGGUACAAAGUUUGCUGCUGCUGUUGCCAUAUAGAAGAAGACCUGGAGAAGAAUCCAUUGGUCGUUGGCGAUACGCUUCAGUAUUUCAACAAGUUGCAGAAGCGACGGGAAUUGGAGGCCGUCAACUUAUGGAAUGAACCAAUGGACAAGACUCACGUGGAACGGGAUGAUGAUCAUAAACUCCACAUGUUGCUGGAGAAAAGGUCAAAAACGCGCCGGGGAUCAGAGGACUACCGACGCUUGAGCUUUGACAUCAUCGCUCACCGGCAGAUCCGUCGGAAGAUGAAGGACCGAUGGAAGCAAAUCCUGGAAGUCUUGGGAUUCAAAGCUGAAGCAGAUGGGCUCCUCACUGUCACAUCCAGCACCUCAUAUGAAUCCCUUCACAAUCCUCAAGAGGCCCGCAGGAUCCACACUGCCCUGGCUGAGCAGACAACCAUUUUUGGCCGGCAUCGUGGUGGUCCACCCGAGAGAUACCUCUUUGUCAUUGACAGGCUGCUUCUCCUUGAUGUGGGAGAUGAAUUCCUGUCAGCGGCUCGGCACUUCUACCCCGUGGAGGACGAAGAGGAUGAGGGAUCUUCCAGCGAUGGAGGACCUACAACACCUGGUCCUGUCUUGGUCACAAUGAGCAACGAAGCUCAGGAAGAGAUGGAGGAGGGCGUAGACGGGGAUUAAGCCGAGGAGAAGGUGGAAGAGAGGCAGACACUGAAGAAAGAGGCAGGCACAACUCUACCUUUGGAUGGAAGAACGAAUGGAGUCCGCAUAUUCAGAGUAGACUACUGAACCUGUUGGAAACUCCCUUUGGCACAAAGAACUUGCGCCCCCAUUUCCCGUUCAUGCUUUACCCUUUUUCUUCUGUAUUAAUGUCAUGGGUUAACAAAUAGCAUCGUUUCUCAUGACUCUCAGUCAAUAGUUUUCUAUAAAACAAGAGGUGAACAUUUGGAUGGAAAAACAUAAACCAAAACCCAGAGCUGAAAUGUUCUCCAUGGCCAAAAAUGUGGGGCUUUACCACACUGCCUUGAUACAGUGCCUUUAUUUUGGCUUUGCUGCUCAAGACUAAUAAUAAUAAUUAUUAUUAUUAUUAAUACCCCACCCAUCUGGCUGGGUUGCCCAAGCCACUCUGGGCGGCUCCCAACAGAAUAUUAAAAACGCAAUAAUAUAUCAAACAUUCUCAGGGUGUUACAGGUAGGUAGGCAUGUUGGUCUGUCAUAGUUGAAACAAAAUAAAGCACCUUAGAGAUUUUCCCAGAUAUUGAACUGGUUUCUACCCGGACACUGUUUCCAGCUGCCGUAUUCUGACUAUGUACGGGAAAAUCUGGAUGUAUGGCAACCCUACUCUGUGUUUAAUGUACACAACAUAGGCAUACAAAUGGGGGGGGGGGAGUUACCCCACCUCUGGAUGAAGCAUAAGCCCCAGGUUCCCAGCUUUCACUUUGAAAAGCAAGUGCACUGUACAUGUUUAGCAGUUGUAGAACCAGAGAUGCAAAGCAAAAGGUGCGGGCGGUAUCCCUCUCUUUUGUUUCGAGAGAAGCUUGCCUGCUCCUACCUUUCAUUUAUGUGUGUUUGCUUAUUUGGAGUAUUUUAGGGAUGCAAUAUAUCCAGGAUUUGUCCGUCAGAAAUAGCAUCCGGGUUGAAUUUCCAAAAACCACCGAAAAUCAUGGCAACCCAUGUUGGAAGUGUGGAUAUUAUUUUUAUUUUUGGAAGUGUUGAUUUUGAUUUUCCUUUAAAAUUGCUCAAAAACUUCAAAAAAAAUUGAGAUGUUGCAAAAACAAACAAACCCAAAACUUAAUUUGGAGAAGUUCGGAUUUUCACUUUUUGAAAUAUGGCAGCCUCAUGAGAAGAGAAGACUCCCUGGGAAGUUGGGCAAGAUUGGAGGGCACAAGGAGAAGGAGACAACAGAGGAUGAGGUGGUUGGGCAGUGUUCUCGAAGCUAUGAACAUAAGUUUGACCAAACUGCGGGAAGCAGUGGAAGACAGGAAUGCCUGGCGUGCUCUGGUCCAUGGGGUCACGAAGAGUCGAACACGACUAAAGGACUAAACAACAACAACAGCCCUAGAGUAUUUGUUUUCUCUACCGCACCUGCAAAAAAAUAAUCCUGUGUAUGUCCAUGGCAAACAACAUACAUAAAUGUUGCCCAUUGGCCAUGCCUGCCUAUCAAAUGUUUUCCCCCCUGUCCUUUCUACAAGAAGGGUUGUUUUCUCUCCUCCUCCUUUUCCCUGUCCAUUUUUGCGUGUGCUUCCAGGCCACCUGUUCUCCUGUCCUCACCCUCUUCUCUCCAAUCUCUCUGUGUACAACCUGUCCCUGAUAUACAAGCCGCCCGGAGCCUGGUGACAAGGAUUGCUGCUGUCCCUGUCGCUAAUCCCCCUGGCUCCUGUUUCUAAAUAGCAGAGUCUCCGUUUGCGGGAAACAAAAGGCCUGGCUGGGGAAAUUUCUCCCUUUCUUCUCCUUCCCCACAAUAUUCCAAGCAUGCGAUGGACCCAGGGCGGCCUUUUCCUGGAUUCUGGAUCGCAGGGUUUCAAGCAUCCAGCCUAGAGGUUGGCAAGAAAUGUUGGAAACUGCUCUACUUGUCCCUCUUGGCAGAGACAUGCACAAACACAUAUACUGUAUCUCUUCCUGUCACUAUCCUUUCUGACAGCUGAGAAAUGCUAGAUAAUUAAUGAGCCGUCUUCUCCCAGCCCCCCCCACCUCCAGCUCAUUUAACAACUUUCCUUGUGAUGAUUUUGUUCUUCCUUGUCAAGGUUUCUGUGGUUUUACACCUUUCGCAGGAAUCUCUGGGCCUCUUGGAAGGGAUACGCCUGCCUGUGUGUACAGAUGCCCACGUUAACUGUUGCACCCUGGUUUUGAACUGAAGAGAUUGAAAACAGAAUAACAGAAUAACAGAACUGUCAAGUUGCAAGGGGGACCACGAGGGUCAUCUAGUACAACCCCCCGCAAAAGCAGGAAUCUUUCGCCCAACAUGGGGCUCGAACCCACCACCCUGAGUUUAAGAGUCUCAUGCUCUACCAACUGAGCUAUCCAGGGCCAAGUCACAUAAUGCCUUUAUAUGAAUACAUUGGAACAGCCACUUUUGGAAUAUCAUAGACCCAUAUCAUAGAGCUAGAUAGUAUGCUUUUUAAAAGAACACAACACAACUGUGCAAUGUUCAACUAAACCUGCAAUCCAACAUACCCACCUCAGAGUAAGUCUCAUUGGCCACAGAAGGACCUCUGAGCAGAUUUCCAUAGGAUCACACCAUAAAAUGAUGAAGGGAUUGGAGUAUUUUAGAGCAUACUGCAGGGAGCUAGAUGGAAACUCAGUCCGAUUUGGUAGGGCGCAGUCAGAAGGCAUGGCAAUGUGCUCUCCUUUGACUCCCCCUACAAAAGGCAAGUGGGAAGGGCUAAAACCUCUCUUUCCUGCUGGCCCAUUGCCUUCUGAGGCAUAGCUGAUGAUCCUUUGCAUGUGGAACUCCUUGCCCCAAGACUUCUCUGUCUUCUACCAACAAAAAGCUUUCUUUUCCCAGUGGCUUUUGCUUCUGCUGCGGCUCAAUUUAAUUUAAUCUGUCAGCCUGGGUUUAUUGUAUUCUUGCUCUGUGCUGCAUUUGUGUUUUUACUGAUGGAUUGUUGUUGUUUUUGUAUGCCUUUUAAAUUUUUAUAAGCCACUUUGACCGACGACUUUUUUUUUUGA